Paraphaeosphaeria sporulosa is the source of this 3256-nucleotide messenger RNA. RefSeq lists its product as uncharacterized. Gene Ontology annotation, cellular component: RNA polymerase I core factor complex. Gene Ontology annotation, biological process: nucleolar large rRNA transcription by RNA polymerase I. Gene Ontology annotation, molecular function: RNA polymerase I general transcription initiation factor binding; RNA polymerase I transcription regulatory region sequence-specific DNA binding. The coding region runs from base 123 to 3071 and encodes 982 amino acids. The record is from RefSeq and is a predicted model, not a curated record. Lineage: Eukaryota; Fungi; Ascomycota; Dothideomycetes; Pleosporales; Didymosphaeriaceae. The transcript is spliced from 2 exons.
GACAGCUCCCGCAUUCACUUGUGCGACAACCGACACUUGAUGAGAGCAGGACGAGGUUCAUUGCCUCACAAUGCUUCGGUCUCUCGCGCCUCCAUAUAGCCUACGACCGCUCCUUCAGCCAAAUGACUGACGACUCGCCGAACGACCUGAACACCGGUCACUUUGGGAUACCCGCAUACGACCUCGAGAACAGUCGCUGGGCUUUUGUCCGGGCCUCUACUGGCGCAGGCUUCCGACAGCUUGACCCGUGGACGACUGUUGUGCCUCCUGCAAUACGUUUUCCUGCGCCCUGCGCCUCACGAACCCUGCGGGAUGCCCGACAAGCGACCAAGAGCCUCUCCCGCGACUUCCCUGAGCUUGUGCCAGCGUCCGAGCAUGUGUCGCAACUCGAGCCAGUUUCUGCUGCUGCGACGGCUUCCCCCAAAGCGCAUGACGCCACUGUCGGGCAGCUGAUGUCUUUCGGGACCAUCACACCACUGAGCAAUCGAGCUCAUCUCGCAAAACGCGUUGUCGCACUGCCCGCAGGCGAAGGCGGGAACAUACUUCAGUUACAAUUGCUUUCCAAGGAAAAGCGUGGAUGGGGCUCGGGCGCAAUUAGCGAUUCGCGUUGCUAUUUGGACUGUCUCUCUUGGAAAGGCGGCCGUGGCUUCUGGAACCAGGACGCAACAGCCAUACAACAAGUCUGCUUCGCUCAGCCGGAGAGGUCGGGGGCUUUUCUUGCGGUACGGCUGCCACAAAGGGUUGUCCUCUUUCGUCCGGCUUACCGCCGUCGUCCGGCUGCUGCUGUCAGAUCUCGUCUAUAUGACCUCCCGCCUUCGGCCAUAGACUGCCAUCCCUUCCAUUCCGUCUCCACCAAGGAGACUGGCAACAUACCUCAUGCCGAUGUGACAUUCAAUCCUCAUUAUCAACGUCAGUUUGCGAUCGUUGACCAAAAGACAAGCUGGUCUGUGUGGGAUAUUGAUGGCACCCGAGGCAGCUAUGUCGUGAAGCGUGUGGCAUCCAAGAUCAUGCCUGCUGAAGAAGAAGACGGCAACAAAGAACAAGAAGAAGGCCUAGAGCCUUGGAGGGAAGACGGUUGGGCCCGCAUCGUGUGGGUUGGCGAUGCCAACACUGUCCUAGUCUGUAAUCGCAAACGAAUGGAGCUCAUCGACCUCAAACAACCUACGCGUUCUCUUAGUAUCCCACAAGUAAUCGACUGGCGUCCAACGAAGAAUUCAUCACCAUCCUGGAUCCUGGAUGUCAGAAGACACCCGCUGCUAGACGAGAAACUCUUCUUUGUGCUCACUUCCACCCGCCUGUAUUUGUUCGCGGUCACGUCCGACGAACCGCGUGGCAACUUUGGCGAUCUUGAUGCCGUCAUCGUUCUGUCGUGGACGCACUUCAGAGGAACGGAAGAUAUUACGCUGCGGCUUCAUACUCAGUCGAUAUCAGAUAAAGAAACGGUGGUCUUCAUUCAUUCGCGCGUGAACACAUUGAUAACAGUGUACCGUUUGGUGGACCAAACGUCUAUCGGGGCCCCAUAUCGCACCUUCGGGCCGACCAUGCUUCGCCUCGAUAAUUUCGACAAUGCGCAAUCCUCUAAGCUCUUCAUUGACCUUAACUUGGCUCGUGUCGACUUCAAGGAAACAUUGGGAGACUCUAGGGGAGUGGGUGACGAUUACAUGAAUCGUGAAAUCCAAUUCUACCAACUAUCCGCUGUCUUCGAUGAUCUUAGCGUGGCCCAGACUAUGCUAUGCAGCUUGGGGCAUGAUUCGGGUGACGUCACCCUCGAAGACGUCAAAUCUACGUCUUGGGCCACUGCCGUCAAAUCGGUCGUCGUGCGUUCGAAAGACAUCGUGGACAGCGAUGAAGACGACUUUGUUGAGCCAAAUGGCCUUAUUCGUUCGAACGAGCCGCAUCUGAAAUCUGAAUUCCAGCAGCUGAAGCGAUACGAGAACGAGGCCGCUUCUUCAUCCCGAGACGUCUUCGACUUCACUGACCUGUACGAGGCCAUUGGCUCGAACAAUCCGUUUUCACUGUACCAGGCGGAUUCAUUGUCUGAGAGCAUCGAUGUCGUGGGCUUAGUGGAAGAGAUCAUCUGGCGACUUGACAGAGAAGAGAACGUGGAGCCUUUCACGCUGGGGACAUUGCAAGAAUAUGCAGAGGCAAUUGUGACUGUGCAAGACAUCGAAGAUGCCUCUACAAAGCUGCAGGACUUGCUUUUUCCAAAACAAUAUGCGUCUUCUUUGGAGCCCCACAUGAUUGCAUCGGCUCUCGUCCUCGGCUUUGGCGACCAGAGAGCUCAGGCUUCUUCACUGUCGUCUGUUUACGACCUGGUCCUCCAGAAUUGGCUCGCAUCUUUGCCAGGGGCUAUCCCCGCCCGGAUCCGGCAAAGCAAGGAGCGCUCGGCCCGCCGUCUCGCAGGUGAAAUACUAAUGGCUAGCACGCGAAUCCGUCAUUCAAUCCAUCAAAAAAGUCCUCCAGCCUUUGGCACCGGCUUCAACCAGCAUGUCGCUGCUGAACGCUCGUCUCCUCCGCACUCAUCCUCUCAGGUAGACUUGCGCUUACAAUCUUCGCAACCUAGCGAUCCUGCCAGCCUUGACAAUCCGCGGACGUCGAAUAUCACUCUCAGUGGCCCACUGGCACGCCUGAGCAAAUACCUGCACAUGAACAAUGUCACACCUCCGGAUGUACCACCAAGCAUUAAACAAGUCCUCUCCCAUUGGCAGCUUCAGGCCGAUCCUUUUACAUACGACUGGGAAGGCACCGAACGAGCCUUUGCAGAGGAGCUCGAAUUAGAGCAAGAAGGCGUGUCAAAGAAACGUGAGAGGGCUCGCCGAAAGAAAGAACGGCAAGUGAAGAGGCAGAGGAGAGAAAACGAGCUCUUCACAGGUAGAGUCGAGACUGGGAGAACCGAAAGUCAGCCACAGCUGCUGCGAAGUUCGCCUGGUCCGGCUGCUCCAGCAGCCAGUAGCCAGCCUGCGCCAAGUCACAGUCAGAUGUUUGUUGUGCAAAGUCAAGUGGAGCCGGGUAAGCACGGUGGGAGAUCGAUGAAGAAGAAGAAAGUCAAGAGUAGGAUGAGUGGGUUUUGAAAAGUCUCAGGUCGAGGCUUCUCUAUGCUCUACAUUACAGCUUUUUGGAAUGGACUGGGUGGCUUUGCCAUGCGCGUUUUGCCAGACGCGGACUGUACAAUGUCAAGGUCGGUUGUCUUUAAGCUAUCUAAGCUUGCAGUGCACAGUACUAUACUAUCACAAUACUAUGACAAAAUAAAACCAAU